This is a messenger RNA of Exserohilum turcica Et28A, 1929 nucleotides long. RefSeq lists its product as uncharacterized. NCBI's taxonomy places the organism in Eukaryota, Fungi, Ascomycota, Dothideomycetes, Pleosporales, Pleosporaceae. Gene Ontology annotation, molecular function: transmembrane transporter activity. The record is from RefSeq and is a predicted model, not a curated record. The transcript is spliced from 2 exons. The coding region runs from base 37 to 1842 and encodes 601 amino acids. Gene Ontology annotation, biological process: transmembrane transport.
CCCAUUUAGCUCCUUGCGAGCAUCACUCGCCGAAUCAUGUUUGGUCUUCACUUCACUGCCACCCGGACGCAAAUCGCAUCCUACCUUUUCGGCGUCGCCCUCUUCAGCAUCAGCUUCCUCGUCUUCCUCAACAGCUCCAUCUCCUUCGUCAUUACCCAGCGCAUUGGCCAGUCGCACAAUGUCGGCGAUGCCGUCGGCACCCUGGGCUUUGUAGAUGAGCUGGUUGCGCUGGUAGCAUGUCCGGCGUGGGGCUUGCUGAGCGACAGGGUGGGCGUGAGGAGUGUCGCGGUACUGGGGUAUAGCAUUGUUGGUGUUGCGCUUUGGGUGUUUGUGCAGGCCAAGAAUGUGUAUCCCGAGCUGCUCCUGGCAAGAAUUCUGUUCAGUCUAGGCGCAACUGCGACCGCAACCAUGGUCACUGCCAUCUUGCCUUCGAUGACUAUCGUCAAAGACGUCAGUUCCGAUCCGCGGUCGCCGACACAAAGCCGUGGCAGAACACAUGCGACGGUUGCCUCGAUUUCGUCUGAACUUACUAUUACGCCUGCGCGCUUCCGAUCAACCUCCCCAGAGGACCACACGCAAUUGCCGCCAGCGAAGACGGACACUGGCGCAUCCACAUCACAGCUUGCGGGACUCGUGGGCAUGUUCACAGGAUGCGGCGCACUAGUAGCGCUCCUCGUAUUCCUCCCACUCCCGACGAAAUUCCAAAACGCCGGUGAGCCACCAGCGACGGCGGUCGCAGAUGCUUUCUAUGUCGUUGGCGCAAUUGCAUUACUCGUAGCCCUUGGAUGUUUCUUUGGUCUGCGCCAACUUCCCGGUGAAGAAGCAAAGGGCUGGAAACGCCUCACCAACACGGGCGAUUACAAAGAUGUAGACAGUCACCUCACACGCGACGUCGUAUUGUCUUACCCUCGCCUCUUCUUUGAAAGCGUCCGCCUUGGCUUCACGUGCCCAAACAUUGGACUGGGCUACGUAGGAGGAUUCGUCGCGCGCGCAUCCUCGGUCGCCAUAUCGCUCUUCAUACCCCUCUUUACCAACCACUACUUUCUGCAAACCGGACGUUGCAAAGUUGAUUCUAGCAACCCGUCUGACAUCAAAGUCGCAUGUCCAGAAGCAUACAAACUUGCGGCCAUGCUGACGGGAAUCAGCCAACUCAUUGCGCUGCUUUCCGCGCCCCUCUUCGGCUACCUCUCUGGCCGGUUCCCGAGAUAUAACAUACCACUCAUGGUAGCAGCCGUAUCAGGCAUAGCCGGAUACUCUGCAUUCGGCUCGCUGACCAGCCCCGACUACAAGAGCAAAGACGGAACCGGCGCGAUAUUCUUCAUUGUAGCUUUACUCGGCAUCAGUCAGAUUGGCGCCAUCGUCUGUUCUCUCGCUCUCCUCGGCCGCGGCAUCAACAACGACGAGUCUUCGCCACCUGAUGCUUUCCCUAGUGGCGCCUCCCGCGGAACCAGCAUGCACGGAACCACCAACCACCCCUCAGCCGGCGCCACUCCGCCUCACAGCGGGCCCGUCACCCCUGUAGACGAAAACGCUCCUCUGCUACCCGAGCACAUGUCACAGAGCCACCGUAGAGCCUCAGCCGCAGGCCUCUCGCCUCAGUCUUCCUCGCACAACCACAUCAAAGGCUCUAUCGCCGGCACCUACAGUCUCCUCGGCGGCUUUGGCAUCUUGCUUCUUACCAAAGCUGGCGGCGCGCUCUUCGACACCACGGGCCCUGGAGCACCGUUCUACAUGAUGGCUGCCUUCAAUGCUAUUCUCGUGCUUGUGACGCUGGGCGUGACGGCGUCGCAGGGCCUGCGGCGGUGGAGGGCGCUGAAAGGUGGGAGUGCUGAGUUUAGGUAGCGGUUUUGCAAAAAUUAUAUGUCUAUGUAUGGGUAUGAGUAUGGAUGAAGACCAUUGGUGAAUAUAUGGGUGUCUGGCUUUCUUUUC